CCAGAAGCCGCCAGUUCUGCUUUCUGCUCUCGGCUGGCCGGUGAGGAAGACCCGGGAGUCCCAGCCGGGGCGUGGAAGAAGGGCGAGGCGCGCGGGCGCGUGGAAGCGGGGCUCGGCUGCUUCUCGAAGGGGAGCCCCUCGGAGCCGAACGCAGUGCAGGUCUGGCUAUUGUGCGGUAAAACAGCAUGCAGCAUACGUAGAGGAGAGCCUUUGGCAAUAAGUAAUCAGAGGGAAAGGGCACUCCAGCAGUGAUCCUUGGUGUGGCGGAAAAGAUCUUGUUGUCACCUUGCUACAGAAGGUACAAUGAACAAGAUGAAAACUUUCAAGCGGCGUUUUUCCCUUUCGGUUCCCCGGACAGAAACGAUUGAGGAGUCACUGGCAGAGUUCACCGAGCAGUUUAACCAGCUCAACAACAGAAAGAAUGAAGAUAUGGCACAAGGGCGCCUGCAUCUGAGUCAUCUGAACAGGGACAUCCAGACGCAGCCCAGCUCCACUUCACCUUUGGAAGGCCCAUCCCCAACCGCUGUGCGUUACCGAAAUGGCAACCAGCGUCGGUUUUCAAUGGAGGACGUCAGCAAGCGCCUCUCUCUGCCCAUGGAUAUUCGCCUUCCCCCAGAGUUCCUCCAGAAACUAGAGAUGGAAAGUCCAGAAAUUUCAAAGCCUCUUAGCAGGAUGUCUCGACGGGCUUCUCUUUCAGACAUUGGGUUUGGAAAGAUUGAAACCUAUGUUAAACUGGAGAAGCUAGGGGAGGGCACCUAUGCCACUGUCUUUAAAGGGCGCAGCAAGCUCACCAAGAACCUGGUUGCCCUGAAGGAGAUCCGAUUAGAGCACGAGGAAGGGGCCCCCUGUACAGCUAUAAGGGAAGUUUCCUUGCUGAAGAACCUCAAGCAUGCGAACAUUGUGACCCUCCAUGAUAUCAUUCACACGAAAUGCUCCCUAACUCUUGUCUUUGAGUUUCUGGACAGUGACCUGAAGCAGUACCUGGAUAACUGUGGGAAUCUGAUGAGCAUGCACAAUGUGAAGAUCUUCAUGUUCCAGCUGCUGCGUGGUUUGUCCUACUGCCACCAGCUCAAGAUCCUACACAGAGAUCUCAAACCACAGAAUCUGCUCAUUAAUGGGAAAGGGGAACUGAAACUCGCAGAUUUUGGUCUAGCCAGAGCCAAAUCUGUCCCAACAAAAACAUAUUCCAAUGAAGUGGUCACAUUGUGGUAUCGGCCUCCUGAUGUCCUACUAGGAUCCACAGAAUACUCCACUCCCAUUGACAUGUGGGGUGUGGGUUGCAUACACUAUGAAAUGGUCACAGGACGGCCCAUGUUCCCAGGAUCGACCGUGAAAGAAGAGCUGCAUUUAAUAUUCAGGACAUUGGGAACCCCUACAGAAGAAUCUUGGCCGGGCAUCACAUCCAAUGAGGAAUUCAAGGCAUAUAAUUUCACACAGUAUCGAGCCCAGCCAUUGAUAAACCAUGCACCAAGACUGGACACAGAAGGAAUCGACCUUUUGAUGAGUCUCCUCCUGUAUGAAGCCAAAAGACGCAUUUCUGCAGAAUCUGCACUGCGGCACCCUUACUUUACGGCACUCGGUGAACAAGUGCACCUCCUUCCUGAGACUGCCUCCAUCUUUUCUCUGAAAGAAAUACAACUUCAAAAGGACCCUGGCUAUCGAGGCUCAAGCUUCCAGCAUUCUGCUCGAGGAAAGAACAGGAGGCAGAGCAUAUUUUAAACCUGGUUUAACUCAUUCAAUGCAUCACUGGGGAGAUCAAAGCACUGAGAAGGGAGAGGACCACACAGAUCCCAUGGAGGCCACGCUCAGAAUGAUGAAGGCCGGUAUCGACACAACCAAAGCUGCCCUGCAUUACAAAGCUGCUGCAUGACUGCUUUCCAGGAUUCCACAACUUUCAGCAGUCCCCCACCCACAACACCCCAAAAAGACCUGGUGCCUGGCCCAGCCCCCAUCCAUCGCACAGCAAUUGGCAUAAUCCUACUCUCUGGAUGAGGAUCAAGCAAUUAACUGCCCCAAGUACGCUUGCUGCUGCUUUAGAGGGAAGCAACAUGGAGGCAGCAAGCCAGGGCCAAGAUCUCGCUGCAGAAUCAACACCUGCUUUGCUUCUUAGAUGACGUGUCAUGAUGAAUGUGCAGAAUUCCAUUCUUUGUUUCUCCCCCCACCCCCAUCACCAGGCGACUCCUAGGACAACAUGAUGAGUAUGAUGUUAACAGCAGGAAAGCCCUUUGAUCCACUUUUAUGCAGAGUUCUCUGGCUUUGAACUGAAAAGGAAACCUGUUUUCUUUUGAGUUGCUUCUGCUCUCUUUAUCGGGAAUGAAUCUCAAUUCCAAAUGGUACAAACAUUUAAGAGAGAGGAUGGGAGUGGGGAGGCCUUUUGCUGGAUUUUCUUUGCCCUCUCGCUCCCUGCCUCAUUCUGUUUCCCAGUGUUUGUUUUCUGAACUGAAGCUGCUAUACAAGGAAUCGUGAUUUCUUAGAUUUCUACCCAGUGUUUCUGAGAAUCUCUCUGUAGCUCGUCCUGAGAAUCAUUCAUCAGAAACCUAAAUAAAUAGGUGCACUUUUGCUACAAAAGAGAUCCAGGAUCCCAAUAAUUCAGGAAUUGCAGAAACAGCUGAGUCCCUAUAAAAUGUGUCACGGUAAAAUGUGAAAGAACUCAAGCCAUCCUUCCACUUGCUAUUCCAAGUUUCUUUUGUGGAUUCUGCCUUUGUGACCAGAGUUCAAAGAUGUUCUGUCCCCUUACUUUUUUGCCCAUAUCACCAGGGAAAGAAACCUUAUUUAAUAACCAGUAAAUGUUUUCAAAGGACACAUAGGCACACAAACUGAAAUCCAUGCAUGUUUACUCAGAAGUAUAUCCUGUUAUAUCAGUAGGGCUUACUUCCAGGUAAGUGUGCAAAGGCCUGCAGCCAUAUGAACCCAGUGAAAUCUAUAGGACCUAAGUGUGCUCUUAGGUUCCAGGGCAGGCAGUUUGGUUUUGCUGCAUCAGCAGCAGUUGCUAUUCAGGCAAGUCAAACAAGGCUCUUUGGGGAACAUGUCUCCAAAAGGGCAGGCCAGUUCUGAAAAUGUCUUGAUUGUGAACGUUAAAAAACAGAAUCUGAACUUCUGUCACUUUUCCUGUAUUGGUCUAUUUUUAUUUCAACCGUCAGCUAGCCACCAGCGCGGUAUGUGUAUGGACAGAAAUGUCAUGAGAAAAUAGCACAUUCUUAUAAUCAGAUAUGGUUUCUUGCCUGCCUGUUCUGAGGUCUUAUCCUGAUUAUAAGAUUCAAUCGGUACAGCCUACAGAGAGAAAUAACCCCUCAGGGUUCCAGUCACUAAAGGGAGACAUUUGACUGAGUGAUAUUUCUGAAUACUGGCAGAACUAUACAGGCAUCUGUAUGGUGCAGUAAAUCAAGCACACAGCUGGACUUCCAAGAAACAGAUUCCAUAAGGAGCACCAAGUGAACUGUCUCCUCUCUUUAUCUCUCUGAUUUUUCUUUUUUCAAAUAAACUCCUGGCCAGGCAGGGUUUAGAGACAGAGAUGGUGGCAUUGCUGCCCUUUAAGUUGAAAACUUAGGUAAAUAAGCUAGCAUUGUAGUUCCCUUUCUUGAGGCGAGGUGUUUGGGACCAGGAAAGAUUUCACUGCAAAUAUUGCAUGUAUUUCUAUCCAAGGCAAAUAAUUGGGUGUCUAAUACAAAUCAAUAUGUGAAAUUCAGCCUCUUCCCUCUUGCUGCCUUUGACCCAGCAGUGCUGCAGGGACAGUGGAAUCUACAACUGACAGAAUUCCCCUUCUCUGCAACUCUUAAGGGCAUGACUAGGUCUGGACUCAAGUUGGCACGAUCCUAUGACCUCUUGACACCUUGAGCCCUUCAGACUUCCCUUGCCUGUCCACUCCUUCCUGAUCAUAAUGCACAACCCUUCCUGCUGCGCUCUGUGUGAUGUUUUACCCCAGACUUUCUUUUCUCAUCCUAUCUUCAUGCUGUGUCACCUGCAGCUCUUGUUUCCUCAAGCCAUUGCUUUUCAACCCACUUCUUGCUUUCAUCCAUUUGCUUUAACCAUCCUUUCUCUUGGCCUACCUGUGCUGCAUUUCUCAUAACAUAGCUCCCUGAUAGUGGCUACCUUGGGGUUCAUUCAAAAUUCCUUUUGCAAGAAGCUGCUUGGUUUCUUGUUUCUUUUCCUCAGGCCUCCUUAAUCCCUUCAAGUUCUUGUUUCUCAGUUCACAGGCUCCUUUGUACCCUUCCUUUAACCACCUUGCCUCUGAAUCCUCUGUUGUUUAAGCUUCCCUACCUCCUGGAGCUUUGCACUGCCCCACAAAGUUGUUCCUAUCUCUACAGCUUCCAUUCAGCCUUAAUCUUCAGCCAGACUGCCACCUUUCCCUUCCCUCACAGGAGUUGAACAGAAAAUAUUCCGACAACUUUAGUUUCCUGAACCUGCAGAUAAACACAUUUUACAUUGACACACCAUUUCAGCCAAACAGUUUGGAACAAAUAGGGCCUCUCAAAACAAGGUGGUCCCUGCAUAUUCAGAGGAUGCUUAUGUAUGCCAACGUAUUUUCAUCUGUAGAUUAAGAGGUAAAUAAAUGUUUAGAAGAAGUUUGUCAAGGAGCUAUGCCCAUGGACCUCCAAGAUCUAUGGACUGCAGAGGGCAGUUGAGCCAGGUAAUGUUGAGUGUGUCAGUUGAAGUGGGAGAAGAAAAAUGGGCAGACGUAUUUGCCUGCUUGAGUUUCUUAAGAAUAUUAUUGUGGUGGGGGGAGGUUAGGGUUAACUGGAUGCAUCCCAUACGUUUUUUAAAAAAAACCAACAACCCUUCAACAUUCUGUAUUUUUCUUUCUCACUUUCUCACUCAACGCUCAGAUUCAGGGCUGGCAGCCAGCCUCAAAACUCCAUCCUUAAAGCUCUGUCUUUAAAGUUUUCAGGAGGAUGGCACCUUCUCUGCCACUCUACCAACCCUGAACAGUACUACAGUGGUCCUGUUCCAACCUAGAGCAGGCCCUUUUCCCACCACGAUGUUUUGUUACAGGUGCCUUGUAGAUUUUGCAAGAGUAAACUGUAACUGGAGGCAGGGAAUGUGCAUUUCAGCAUGCGGACUGUGCUCUUAGAGAUACAGAUUUCCAUUUUUGAGUCAGGUCCUGCUGUUGCUUCCACAGGAAAACAUCGUGUGAGGCCCACUCAUUUUGGUGGUGCUUCUUUAUUAGUACCUCAAAGGUCAGAUUAUAUACCAGGCCUUACGACUACAUAUACAUUUACAUUUCAGAACUCUUUACAUUCUUCUGUUUCUAAGUCUCAGCCUUCAGUCUCGUGCUUGCUUACGUGAGAGUAAGCUCCAUUGAACUCAGUGGGAUUCAUUUCUGAAUAGACAUAUGUAGGGUUGCCCUAUUAGUGUGGUGCAGGAAAAAGCAAAGCACUUCUAUAAUCAAUGGAAAUAAAUAACCAAGCACAGCUCACCAGCUUUUCUCUUCACCAUAUGCAAAUAAAGCAGAGUUUGAAUGUUUUUGUGAAGUUGGGUUAUUAGACUAAUAACAUAUGUCCCAAUAAACACUCUGUUGAGCUGAGCUUAUAAUGGUAUUGUUUACCUCAUUCCAUGCUCAGAUUGGGUGCUUCAAAUAAUUGCAUGCGAAUGCUUAAUAGUCACUUAGUAUUGACUGAGCUUCACUGGCUAUAGUGGCUCAAUUGACAGUCCUAUUUAUGAGUUAACAGCUCAGCUGCCUGUUUGAUCCUUAGAUGAAAUUGCUCCCACAAGACACCGACUAAGCAAAGCAUUUAAUCGUAUGCUAAUGCUCAGCACCUAGGUUGCCUUAUGGAGAUCAAUACACUAAGAAUUAGGCUUGUGCCUGAGUACCUUGGUAGCUUGCUGUAAUAAAUCUCUUCCAAGGUAAUAGGAUGAUAAUCCAUAUUUCUGCUUUAAAAUAAAGGGUUGGGGGCAUAUGCCCCUUUCUGUAACACUUACA
This is a messenger RNA of Podarcis muralis (Common wall lizard), 5917 nucleotides long. It is a transcript of the gene CDK18, whose product is annotated as cyclin dependent kinase 18. Lineage: Eukaryota; Metazoa; Chordata; Lepidosauria; Squamata; Lacertidae. Gene Ontology annotation, biological process: protein phosphorylation. The record is from RefSeq and is a predicted model, not a curated record. Gene Ontology annotation, cellular component: nucleus; cytoplasm. Gene Ontology annotation, molecular function: cyclin-dependent protein serine/threonine kinase activity; ATP binding.